Messenger RNA from Pimephales promelas (fathead minnow), 2120 nucleotides. It is a transcript of the gene slc41a2a, whose product is annotated as solute carrier family 41 member 2a. Lineage: Eukaryota; Metazoa; Chordata; Actinopteri; Cypriniformes; Leuciscidae. Gene Ontology annotation, cellular component: plasma membrane. Gene Ontology annotation, molecular function: monoatomic cation transmembrane transporter activity. The record is from RefSeq and is a predicted model, not a curated record. Gene Ontology annotation, biological process: monoatomic cation transport.
CUGUCCUGUGGGUGGCGCCAUGAAGCACAGCGACAGCACAAAUAAUGAAAUAACUUUCUCCUCGUAAUUGGACGAUAGAGAAUUGUACAGAUGAAUGCAUUGUGAUUUGCCAGUCAGUUGAAUCCCAAACGCCUGAAGGCAACAUUCAUAAAGUUUUAGUCUGGCCUCGGUUUUCUAAUGAGAAAUGUGUGCUAAAUGAGUUCAUGGUCAGUGUGAGCUCAGCACAAAGAGAUUGACUUCACUUUCACACAGUCAGUCUGCUAUUAAUGUAUGGAAGGCUGAAGGAGAGGAAAAAGUUAAAGAUGUGCUCGGCAACCACCAUAUGUUCAACUUGUUUUUAGGGCUUUGCUGCUUUAAGGCUGUGUAAUGGGAUCCAUCACUGAAACAAAUCAGAAAGAGUGUGAGCUGACCUCCGAAAAUGGGCACCAAUUUAUACCAGAGACCAGAAGACCUGACAUAGAAUCAAGCUUCACUCGUAUCUGCAGUAAGGAGUUUUCAGAGUCAGAUCCUCUGCUUUUUAAUGCGGGAACAAAACUGGGACAACAUCAGGACAACAUCGGGACAACAUCGGUUUCCUGGACCAUAACGCAGGAUGAGCCUCAGAAUUUUCAUGGCCAGGAGAUGCCAAGUGAGUCGAUCUGGGCCAUGGUGUUACAGAUUUUGGUUCCAUUUCUCCUGGCAGGUUUUGGAACGGUGCUGGCGGGGAUGUUGCUGGACCUUGUGCAGCACUGGGACGUUUUCACUUCUGUGACCGAGAUCUUCAUCCUUGUUCCACCUUUACUGGGCCUAAAGGGGAACCUGGAAAUGACACUGGCCUCAAGACUCUCCACCGCUGUGAACGUUGGCAGAAUGAACUCUUCAGGCGAGAAGUGGGACCUGAUCGUCGGAAAUCUUGCCCUCAAACAAAUACAAGCUACAGUUCUGGGCUUCCUGGCUGCUCUUGUAGCAUCGGCUCUUGGAUGGAUCCUGGAAGAGGAGCUCUUCAUGAACCAUGUAGCUCUGCUUUGCUGUUGCAGCGUGGUGACGGCGUUCACAGCAUCUCUGCUGCAGGGGAUCUUAAUGGUUGGUGUGAUUUUUGGGUCCAAGAAGGUGGGCGUCAACCCUGACAACAUAGCCACGCCCAUUGCUGCCAGUUUUGGUGACCUCAUCACACUUGGACUGCUCGCCAUCAUCAGUCAAGGCUUAUUUUACAGCAUGGAACCUUACCCUUAUAUUACCUACCUGGUGUGUAUUUUUUUCCUGUCCCUGACGCCGGUGUGGGCCAUUCUUUCAUUUCGGCACCCUGAAAGCCAAAAACUGCUGUUUUCCAGCUGGGAGCCAAUAAUAACCGCACUGGUGAUCAGCAGUCUUGGAGGACUGAUUCUGGACCGAACCGUCACAGAUCCACUGCUUGAGGGAGUUGUUCUCUACACUCCUGUUAUAAAUGGUGUUGGUGGUAAUCUGGUUUCCGUCCAGGCUAGUCGUAUAGCCACGUAUCUUCAUUUUCACUGUCCGCCGGGCGAACUUCCAGACGACUCUAAACGAUGUUACUGUCCUUGCCGCAGCUUUUACACCACAGGGCCGAACGGAAGAUCAGCACAGGUGCUGCUCAUGUUGGCCAUCCCAGGUCACUUGAUCUUCGUCUACACCAUUUACCUAAUACAGGGCAGCCCGGCUCCACCCACUGCUUUCUUCAUUUCCUUCUAUUUGGUAGCAGCUUUCACACAGGUGUUUCUCCUGCUGGGCACCGCUGAUGUGAUGGUUCACUGCUUGUGGAAAUGCGGCAGGGACCCUGAUAGCUUCUCUAUCCCGUAUCUGACGGCUCUGGCGGAUUUGUUGGGAACUGCCUUUCUAGCACUCUGUUUUCUUCUAUUGUCAUUGGUGACAUAAAUGUUGAAAUGACAUUGUCAUAUUUCAUUAAACAGAACACUAUCUGAUGUGCUGGUUUACAUUUCUCGGCACAGUUGAACAUUAGUGGAUGACUUUACUUGAAAUAUUUGAAAUAUCAAUCCGUCCCAUACAUGCAGUUCAAUGAAUCACACAUGCUGCCUCAUGUGACAAUUGUACUUCUCCAAGUCACAUGACCAUCUUCACUGAAUAAAGAACAGCUGUUUUCAUAUGUUAAACCUAUGACUGAUUUG